AUGACGACAGCGCGACAGAGAGGGGAGAGGAAUAUCGGAGAGAGGGAAGACGGGAUAAGAGAGAGGAUGCAGAGCAAGAGAGAGACAUGGAAGGACACAACAGUUCUAGAGGAAUGGCUCUGUGAUGCAGCAAUAAGAGGGGAUGUAGAUUCACUCAAGGAAAUAAUGACAAUAGAUGGACACAUUCUGCAUAAAGUUUUGGUCGGAAAUUUCAAAGGGAAAAAUCCUCUUCACAUUGCUACAUCAACAGGGCAAACAAAAUUUGUUGAAGAACUUUUGAAUUAUAAACAAGAUCUUGCUCAUGCUGUAGACAAGGAACUAGGCACGGCCCUUCACAUAGCAUCCUCUAAGGGGCAUUUAGAUAUUGUGGAACAUUUAGUGAAAGUUAGCCCUGAGAUGUGCGUGGCUCGUGAUCGAGAAGGUAAUAAUCCUCUUCAUAUCGCUGCCAUGAAUGGUAAUGACGAAGUAUUGAAGGUGCUGCUUCGAACCAACCCCCGCGCAGCUCUACUUUUGGUGGAUCGAGGUGACAAUAUUUUGCAUUUGUGUGUAAACUAUAAUCAACUUGCAAGUCUGAAACUACUGCUAGACGUGAUUGGAGAUGAAUUCGCAAGUUCUACUGAUGUUAACGGCAACAACAUAUUGCAUCUCGCUGUUUUUGGUAAACGAUGUGAGAUUAUCAAAUAUCUGCUACCUGAGAGGCCGAUGAAAGAAAAAAACGAAGGCAGUGAGCUUGGUCAACUAAAAGAUGUGAAUGCAAGAAAUGGAAGUGGGUGGACAGCGUUGGAUAUUCAUUCCCGAGUAGUAGAGAGUGAAUCUGAGAAGAGUGAAGAUGAGAAGAGUGAAUCUGAGAAGAGUGAAGAUGAGAAGAGUACGUCCUAUCAUGAUAUCGGAGACGUCCUACGUGCUUCUGGGGUUAAUAAAUCCGACAAACUUUUUUUCCCAUUUGAUCCCUAUUGGGAGAAGAAGAAAAAUGAAACAUUAAUGAUUGUAUCAUCGCUGAUGGCGACGAUUUUAUUCCAAGUCGGGAUCAUCCCUCCCGGCAGUGUUUGGGCCGACAGUUCACCAGAACACAAAGCCGGAAAAGCUAUAAUUGCUUACACCAAUCCCAGAGCGUAUUCCUACUUAAUGUUUUUCAACACGGUAGGAUUCCUUUUGUCUUUGACUACAAUCUUCGAGCUCAUUGUCGUUCUGCCAACGAAAAUAAAGGCUUUUGGGUUUAUCCGAGCUGGGGUCUCGUGGUUGACAAUCAUGAUCAUGGCGUUCGCUUAUACGUUUUCCGUCUUCAUUGUCUCGCCCACGGAGAUGUAUAAGUCUGUAAACCUUGUCAUUUUCGUUACUGCUAUAGUGUGGGCUGUUGGGAUAUCAUUUCUCCACGUACUACCAUACAAGGUUCAAUCCAAACUACUUGGCGUGAUAGUAUGCCCACUAAAUGCGACAGUUAAGGUGCUACUAUGUUUUGCAAGAAUUUUGUUUGGAUGUUUCGAAUGUUGUUUUGGCUGUUUGGCUGUAUGUUUAGCCUGUUUGGCUGCAUGUGCUACCGCACCAGCAUUGGCAACAAUUUGCAAGUGGGCUGCAGAUUCGGAAUCACCACCAAGUACUCCUACUGUCCAGUCGGCUGGAGAUACGGCCUCACCACCAAUUGGUGCAGUUAGCCAGAACGACUCGAGGAUUGUUUCGAUUCAGGAGUAA
This is a messenger RNA of Rhododendron vialii, 1689 nucleotides long. Its product is annotated as ankyrin repeat-containing protein ITN1-like. NCBI's taxonomy places the organism in Eukaryota, Viridiplantae, Streptophyta, Magnoliopsida, Ericales, Ericaceae. The transcript is spliced from 2 exons. The record is from RefSeq and is a predicted model, not a curated record. Gene Ontology annotation, molecular function: protein binding. The coding region runs from base 1 to 1689 and encodes 562 amino acids.